UCAGCUGACUUGCUGAGGACGUCAUCAGGGACAACCAUUGGAUUUCUCAAUCCAGAGAGAUGUAAUCAUCAAAAUGAAGAUAAAGUGCUGUUCAAUCAUCAUCACUUUAACCAGAAUAGCAUCAAAGAUAUGCCACAGCUCAUACAGAUCAAAGAGAAAAGGAUAUCUGAAGUUCGAAACGUCUGCAGCUAUGUAUCGCAGGUGUAUACAUCCUAUCCACAGGCAAACCCUCCUCCCAUUAUUGUGAAUGCUGAUUCCCUGGAUAGUGGACCUUAUGCUAAUGGAAGUGAUGGGAUGUACAAAUAUGAAGAAAUUAUCCUGGAACGUGGAAAUUCAGGCCUGGGGUUUAGCAUCGCUGGAGGAAUCGACAAUCCUCAUAUUCCAGACGAUCCAGGGAUCUUUAUUACGAAGAUCAUCCCUGGUGGGGCUGCUGCUAUGGAUGGACGACUUGGGGUCAAUGACUGCGUGCUACGAGUCAAUGAUGUGGAUGUCUCUGAAGUUGUUCACAGUAAAGCAGUGGAGGCACUGAAAGAUGCAGGACCUGUUGUCCGACUCUUAGUCCGCAGAAGGCAGCCAGCUACAGAGGCUAUAUUAGAAGUGAAUCUUUUAAAAGGACCCAAAGGCCUAGGUUUCAGUAUUGCUGGAGGGAUUGGAAAUCAGCACAUUCCUGGAGAUAACAGUAUCUAUAUAACCAAAAUCAUUGAAGGUGGAGCAGCCCAGAAAGAUGGUAGACUGCAAACAGGAGAUCGGCUACUUGCCGUCAAUAAUAUCAGCCUGCAGGAGGUGCGGCAUGAAGAAGCUGUGGCAGCUCUCAAGAACACUUCAGAUAUGGUCUAUUUGAAAGUUGCUAAACCUGGUGGCAGUCACCUUAAUGAUGUAUAUGCACCUCCUGACUAUGCUAGCACAUUUUCAACCCUCACAGAGAAUCAUGUGAACACUGGUAUGAGUUAUAUGGGUGGAGUUGAGAGCAAACCCACAUAUCCACUGCCAGCAAUCACGUCAGGCCGCUAUUCUCCAGUUCCUCGGCAUGUCAUGGGAGAUGACGACUUCACAAGAGAGCCAAGAAAGAUUGUUCUCCACAAAGGAUCAACGGGUUUAGGCUUUAACAUCGUCGGUGGCGAAGAUGGUGAAGGGAUCUUUGUUUCGUUCAUUCUGGCGGGUGGACCAGCGGACCUCAGUGGAGAGCUGCGAAGGGGAGAUCGGAUAUUAUCUGUAAAUGGUGUUAAUCUACGGAGUGCUACACAUGAGCAGGCAGCAGCUGCGCUGAAAAGAGCUGGUCAGACUGUGACUAUCGUAGCUCAGUACCGACCUGAAGAGUACAGUCGCUUUGAGUCCAAAAUCCAUGACCUUAGGGAACAGAUGAUGAACAGCAGUAUGAGUUCUGGAUCUGGCUCCCUGCGGACUAGUGAAAAACGAUCACUUUAUGUCCGAGCUCUCUUUGACUAUGAUAGAACCAAGGACAGUUGUCUGCCGAGCCAAGGACUGAGCUUCUUCUAUGGUGAUAUUUUACAUGUCAUUAAUGCCUCUGAUGAUGAAUGGUGGCAAGCACGACUUGUUACACCUCACGGUGAAAGUGAGCAGAUUGGUGUCAUUCCCAGCAAGAAACGAGUUGAGAAAAAAGAGAGGGCAAGAUUAAAAACGGUAAAAUUCCAUGCCCGUCCUGGAGUAAUUGAAAUGAAAGGGUCAUCGAGAACCAAGCGUAAAAAGAGCUUCCUCUUGUCUCGAAAGCUUGCCUUCUACAAGAGCAAAGAGAAUAUUGUGCAGGAGCACGCAGGUGACCAUGACCAGUGUAUGACAUCCAACACCAGUGACAGUGAAAGCAGCUCCAAGGGUCAAGAUGACACUGUUCUAUCCUAUGAAGCAGUAACACGCCUGGAGAUUCAUUAUGCUCGACCAAUAAUAAUUCUGGGACCAAUGAAGGACAGAAUCAAUGAUGACCUGAUCUCUGAAUUCCCAAAUAAGUUUGGUUCCUGUGUACCUCACACCACCAGAUCAAGACGUGAAAAUGAAAUUGAUGGGCAAGAUUACCAUUUUGUAACCUCCCGAGAGCAAAUGGAGAAAGACAUUCAGGAUAAUAAGUUCAUUGAAGCUGGGCAAUAUAAUGACAAUCUUUAUGGGACAAGCAUUCAGUCUGUUAGAGCUGUAGCUGAGAGAGGAAAACACUGCAUCCUUGAUGUGUCUGGGAAUGCAAUUAAGAGGUUACAGCUUGCACUACUUUAUUCUAUUGCUAUUUUCAUCAAACCAAAAUCUGUUCAAUCCCUCAUGGAAAUGAAUAAACGACAAACUGAAGAACAGGCAAACAAAACUUUUGAGAAAGCAUUGAAGCUGGAGCAGGAAUUUGGGGAGUAUUUCACAGCCAUUGUACAGGGAGAUUCAUUAGAGGAGAUAUACAACAAAAUUAAGCAAGUCAUUGAAGAACAGUCUGGUCCGUACAUCUGGAUUCCUUCAUCUGAAAAACUCUAAGCAUAUCCCAAUGUUUAGAGAGAAGAUGUUGAUGGGGGAAAUGUAUCCCCCUUUUAAGAUAUGUUGCAUAUCAAGUUUUAUCUUUCUCAUUAUGUUAUUAUGAAUCCUCACCGUCGCUGUGGCUGUUUCCAUACUGCAUGGUUUUUAUGGAAUUCCAUCAACAACAUGGAAAUGCACACCUGAGUAUUUUAAAGAACAUCUUCAGGAAACGGGACCAGGAUUGCAUUGACUUUGUAUGUUUGUAUUACCUGAAGAUCAGCUACGACAGUUUCAUAUGGACUAAGCUGUGGUUUUAAAGAACCAGUGUUCACAGGGUUAUCAGUACCAUUCCUCAAAAAUGAUCUUUCUGAAAUUUCCUAAUGCAGAUGGGUUUGAAAGGAGAAAAGAAACCACUCUACUCCUCUGUGAUUACUCAUAGCAGUGCUUUUAAAGACACAAAUUGUAUACAAUUCCUCACCUCAGGAGGAGGAGGAACAGAGUGAAUACUAGAAUUUAAAUCAUUGUGGUACUUUAGAUGAAAAUAUAACAUGAUAAUUUUCAACAUAUUAAAUUGCACAUUGUUUUACACAUCAAAAUAUGGUUGUCUGCAUGGACAUUUUACAUUUUUUGCUGUUUUUUUUUAUAAAGUUAUUUGAGUAAAAGCUGACAGAUGAUAAAGAAAUUGUAAGUUGCUCUGACUGCUAUUCACACAUGGCUUUGUAUGAAUGAAAUGGAAGAAAAUUGUGUCUUUGUCCAGAAUGCCCUUUUGUGAAAUCAACUGGAUUUAAUUUGAAUUUGUAGUGGUCUGGAAGCCCAUCUUCUAUAUCACUACCAAACUCAAAAUAAUUUUACAAAUACGAUCAUAGAUCUAAUCUACCUUUUUUUUGUUGAUACACAAUGUGAGUACUUUGUUCUUUUAAUGUAUUUAUAUACAAUUGUUGCACAAAGUUCUCUGGUAAGGGAACAAAGAUGGAACUUCUGUUUUGAAGUUCUCCAGAGUAAAAUUAGAACAACCUAUUAGAAAUUCUGUGUAAACAACUGGGCAGUUGUUUAACCAUAAAGCAUGAAGGAUUGUCAGUUUGGCUUUGUUCAAAGGUAGUCUUAGAUUUUUUUUUGAACUGGCAUUUAAAUUGGGCAGAUUUGAGUGCAUUCUUCUUAAAGCGCUAUGCCUAUUUUUACGCAGAAAAGUUUUGGUAUUUUAUUGGGGUGGGAUGUAAGCAGGAGACAGUAAUGUUACUCGUGAUGAAGACAAGUUAUUGAUGUUUGAAAUACAAUUAUAAAUUCUAAAUACAUGCCAGUCCCAUGAAUUAGAUGCACAUUUGGGCAUGGCAAUCAUUUUAAAUAGAAAAGCAAAUUUGAGAGUUCAUAAAACUCUACAGCUGCCAUACUUCCCCUUGCAAUUUGUUAGGUUUAUCUAUCUUUGGAACAUAUGACUGACUCCUGUCUGUCACAGACAUUGGUUUUAAACUUAAUCACAAUAACGACUGCUGCAAUCCAUAAGAUAUCAACAUUGCAUGUAAACUCUUAAUUAUACAUUUCUAGUGUAAAUAAUCAAGCUGAAACUUUGAUCAACAAAGUAAUUAACCAGUAGAUAUCCCCACAAGAUGACUGUGUCAACACAUAAGUGCAGUUAUACCAGGCCUUUCAUGUGGACUACCAUUUUAUGUUCAGCUGUUGUUACCUAUAAUAUAAAAUUCAUCUUCUAAUGGUAAUUAGAACAGUUCACACAGCAACAAAAUGGAUAGUAAAUAGGAUACAUCGCUGAAUUGACUGAAAGGAAGCCUUGCUGGCUUCCAUUUCAUUUAGUCCAACUUCAUGUAAUGACAGGCUUAGACCAAUGUGUAGUAAAUGAUUCAUAGUUAUGGGCAGAAAGGGAGAUCAAGUGCCUAUGUUGUAACACUGAAGGCCAUUCUGCAUUGGAUUCAUUCCCUUCUUAAUUGUACCACAGGAAUAUCUUUCAAAUGUUCCACUUUUGUGGUUGGGUUUUGCUUCCUUCCAGGUUUGCAGAUAACGGGCUAUGAUAUUUUAUUUUUAAUUAAACAUUUUUAAUUCUCAGGGUUUUCAGUGAAGUAACUUUGAUAAUUGGCCUAAACCAUGUCCACUAGAAUGCGGUUUGUGUGCCUAUCUAAUUAGGCAAUUAUUGUAUAUAGUAAUAGGAAUGACAUAGAUUGGAAUGCUGACUUGCACGCAGUGGAAGGAUACUUACCAAUAUAUUGCAGAUGAACUCCUAUCCAUUUUUCCUAUUUUUUUUCUGGUGGGGUGAAUAUUUUACUUCUAUCACAAAAUUUCCCAAAGUAAACCAGCAACCAAGCAGCAUCAUUAAAUAGUAUACAGUUUUCAACUACUGCGCCUAGUUUUUUAACUCAGUUAUAACUAUAUUUUCACAGUUGACAACUGCACAAUAUUAUUAAGUGAUUAACUCUGCCCAAUCACUAAUACAUAGUGAUCAACAAAAUGUUUAAAAAAAAUACUAGAUGCCAAUGUGGUAGAUCUCAGUGAAGUGAAAUGCAAUUUGUCCAAUGGAAAAAUCCAAAAGUUUAGUGUUAGAAUCAGAACUCUGAAAUUAGGGACCUUUGAUUUGCACUGAGUGUAAGUUGAUUCCACCCAGUGGCUAGUUAAAAUAAGCCCUGUGCUUGGACUUCUAGUGAUUCUGCUUAUUUAUCCCAAUUCAUUUUCCUUUAAAUAAAAGUUUUAAAUUUUGCUAUCUCAAUCAAUGAAAUUAGUAGUCAUUUUACUUUUAAAAUAUUUGUAGCCUGUGUUAAUUUAUCUGAGCAACAUGUUUUAAAAUUAUUUUGUCACAUUAAAACAAUGUAAAAGUUGCAUUUCACUGGUUAUUUUAAAUGUUAUAACCCCUGCAUUAUCAUUUUUCUGCAUAUUACAGGCCAGGCUGGAGGUUCUCCUGGUGACUUCUAUUGUGCAAAAUAUUUGGUCCUCAAAUUGUCAAUAUAAUGGUUACUAAAUUCAGUGGUAAUUGACUCUUCUACACUUUUACUAUCCAAAACCUCAUUCUGCAGCCAGGUUUGUAAUGCAAGUACUAAGUUCUAGAAGUUGCACUGUGUUAAGGUCUUUAAAAUUUCUUUGUGCAUUGUUUUAAGAAAAGUAUUAACUGUUUUUUAAAAUGGAAUUAGUCUAAUUUCUAAGCUAAAUUGUGCCGUAUACCUGCUGUCCAGUUCCAGUUGAUGAUUCUUGUCCAGUUAUACAUAUUAGAAAUCAGCCUGCACAUAUUAGUCCAGCAAGGCAACUGAAGAUUGUGGAUAGAGAAUGCUUAAAACAAGAAAAAUAAGUAUCAUAGUAAAAGUUAAAAAUAAAUUUUAGGGUAAUGAGAGGGCUAGCUGUUUUUAAUUGUUUGCUAUUCACAGUACAUGGUAUAAGAUGGAAUGGGGGGAGGGAAAUUCUAGUCUUUAAAAGAGAAUGUCUUUUUCAGUUAGUAUUUCCAUGUCUGGAAAUACUAACCCAAAAUUAUUAUAAGAUAAAUUGAGGAAAAUGUUUUCUGACUGAAGUUAUGAAGCUGGACAUUCUUACGUGCACCACACAGUAAGUACAAGCUGUAAAGUUUAUUUUAAAAAGUUUGCAAUACAAUUCCAAGGGGCAGUAAAUUGUUUUAACUGGUGUUUAAGCAUGAUUGCAAGGAUUUUUUUAAAACAGAAAAUGUUAUCAUUAUCAUUUAUCAAGACAUACAUUGGGAUUGGUUUAUUUGGCAAAUUUCCAAUAAACAAUUUCCAUAGUCUGUAGCUAUUAGAAAGAUGUUAGUGAUUUCAUCCCUGCUAAAUAGUUCUAGAGCCAGUCUAAAGUUUGUGACGAUUGCUUCAAAGGGCUAAAUUCUACACAGUCAAAGCAUUCUCAGACUUUAAAUUAUGAGGGAGAAUUUGGAAGAAAAAUUUAAUCAUAUGAACUCAGCAGUGAAAUGCUUAUAUCAAUAUGAUGUCUGCACACUCACUAAGUAACAAUUCUCUAUUGCUAUUUGUCAUUAUGUUAUUUAGGUUGGAAUUGGGGAAAAUACUGUAUAGAGAAUGUUACUAGUAUAGUUACAGCAUAAUAGGUCAUAUGGGCAUGAAAUAAAUAUGUGAAUACAUUUGAUCUAAGCAAUCAUGCCACUGGAAAUAAUGGAAAAAGCAAUGAAUAUUACUAGCAGACCAGAUUUUUUUUAAAUUACUGAGAGUUUGAAAGAACUAUGUAGACAAAAGAUCAUCUACUCUUCUUAGUACCUGUGAUAUAUUACUUACAUUUAGUCUUUGUAGUAAUGAAAAUUCACGUGGUAUCCAGGUGGAAUCACAUCAUUAGCAUUAAUUGACAAAUUAAUAGUCAAAUGGAUUAGCGUGCUACACGUGCAUAUAUUUGAAUAUGGUACUGAGGAUGACCUGCAGGGGCUUGCCUGCAGAUCAUUCAAUACGCAGACUUAUGUUCUGAUUGGCAAUCCAAAACGCAGGUAAAUUAAAUUUUGCCUUUAGUUGUUAUGUAUUCAUUUUAUGCCCAGCAAAAUAAAAGCUGCCGAAAAUGGUCUGCA
Messenger RNA from Hypanus sabinus (Atlantic stingray), 6946 nucleotides. RefSeq names its product discs, large homolog 3 (Drosophila) (gene dlg3). Gene Ontology annotation, biological process: chemical synaptic transmission. Gene Ontology annotation, cellular component: neuromuscular junction; neuron projection; postsynaptic density membrane. Gene Ontology annotation, molecular function: kinase binding. Lineage: Eukaryota; Metazoa; Chordata; Chondrichthyes; Myliobatiformes; Dasyatidae. The record is from RefSeq and is a predicted model, not a curated record. The coding region runs from base 130 to 2463 and encodes 777 amino acids. The transcript is spliced from 22 exons.